Messenger RNA from Electrophorus electricus (electric eel), 4312 nucleotides. It is a transcript of the gene gnl1, whose product is annotated as guanine nucleotide binding protein-like 1. Gene Ontology annotation, molecular function: GTPase activity; GTP binding. The record is from RefSeq and is a predicted model, not a curated record. NCBI's taxonomy places the organism in Eukaryota, Metazoa, Chordata, Actinopteri, Gymnotiformes, Gymnotidae.
UGGCUGCGGCCGGCGUCGGUGGAAAAGUACACACGCACGGGCGGCGGAGAAACUUCGCCACUGUAAACACCGCCGUCCAGCUAGCCACAGAAAGUCGCUGGAGGCCCCUGUGCGCAGACAUGCCACGGAGGAAACCGUUCAGCAACAAGCAAAAAAAGAAACAACUUCAAGUCAAGCGGGAGAAGAAGAGAGGCGAUACAGGCUCAGGUCAGAGUAGCCGGAAUGCAAGUGCAGAGAGGGGCGUGAGGAGGGACAGACAGUCAGAUACUUCUGACAGCGAGACGACAGACAUCAAAAGGAUCAACCAGCAGCCUGGUAGCAGAGACAGCAGAUAUGACCCCAACAGAUUCCGGCUGCACUUUGAGAAGGAGAGCAAAGAGGAUGUGGAGAACAGAAAGAAAAUAGCCCAAGUGAGAAUCCUGCAACCUGUCCCAGAGAGAGAGCUGGAGAUGGAUGUGAGCCAAGUCUACCCCGAGGAGCAAGGGCUGGAUUUCCCACGGCGGCCCUCUUGGCAUUAUGGGAUGCAGAGAGAGGAGUUGUUGCGGAAGGAGGAGGUGGCUUUCCAGCAGUUCCGACAGGCUCUCUAUUCCAGGAACGCUCCCGGGACCCUCAGCCACUUCGAACACAACCUGGAGACAUGGAGACAGCUAUGGAGAGUAUUAGAGAUGUCUGAUGUAAUUCUGCUUAUAGUGGACAUCAGAUACCCAGUCCUGCACUUCCCCCCUGCUCUCUAUCACUACAUCACAGGGCCACUGCAGAAGCAGGUAAUCCUGGUGUUGAACAAGGUCGACCUGUGCCCCGCGCCACUGGUGUUGGCAUGGAAACAUUACCUGACCACACACUUCCCCAGCCUGCACUGCGUCUGCUUCACCUCACACCCUGGCCAGCCCUACAGCACCUUGCUACAGAAGAGGAGGAUGAGGAAGAAGAGUGGGUGGAGCCGAGCAGGAGGGCCCAUCCACAUCAUGAGGGCAUGUCAGGAGAUUACGGCAGGAAAAGUCGAUUUAAGUAGCUGGGAGAAGAAGAUACAGAGGGAUGCAGUUGCUAUGGGGACAGAGGGGGACUGGACAGAUGAUGGGGCAGAGACAGUGGUAAUGGAGCACCAUAGUGAUGUUGCCAUGGAAAUGAACAGCCCCACACAAGAACGUUAUAAGGACGGAGUCCUCACAUUAGGCUGCAUAGGUUUUCCAAACGUAGGCAAGUCUUCAGUGUUGAAUAGUUUGGUUGGUAGGAAAGUUGUGAGUGUGUCUAGGACCCCUGGGCACACUAAGUAUUUCCAGACGUACUACCUCACGCCCACUGUGAAACUGUGCGACUGCCCUGGCCUCGUCUUUCCCUCCCGAGUCGACAGGCAGCUACAGAUUCUGGCUGGCAUCUACCCGGUCUCCCAGCUGCAGGAGCCCUACAGCUCAGUGGGUUACCUGUGCGAGCGGACCCCCUACAUGUCCGCGCUGAAGAUCUCGCCCCCGGGGCAGAGCGCAGAUCCAAUGGCUCCCGCCGUGCACGCAUGGACAGCCUGGGACGUGUGUGAAGCUUGGGCAGAGAAAAGAGGGUACAAGACGGCGAAGGCCGCACGCAAUGACGUGUACCGAGCAGCCAACAGCCUGCUGCGCCUGGCCAUGGACGGACGCUUGAGUCUGUGCCUGCACCCACCAGGCUACACGCAGGGCAAAGAGCAGUGGGAGUCGCACCCAGAGUUGGCCGAAAUAGAAGCCCUGCAGGGACGAAGGCCUGAGGAAGAGGAGGGUGGGGAGAGGGACGAGGAAGGCGAGUCGAGCUCAGAGCCAGAGGACGAGGAUGACCACGACGACGACGAGGAGGAUGGCGACGGAGACGACGAAGACGAGAGCGUGAGGUCGGAGAGGAAGGGCAAGGCUUUGACUCUGAACAUGUUUGGCGUGCUGGGUGAGAAUGAGUGUGAAUGAGGGGUGAGAACUCUCCUCUCACUCUCCAGCCUGUCCGCUCAGUCAGCCCCACUCCUUCCACCCACGCAGGCGGGAUUCUACACACACUCGCACGCACUCUUCUUACACUCCUUGCACAAUCAGGACCACCCUUCUUAUUUGCGUGCCCACACCCACACACUUCCUCAAGCCUGUACCUGCAGAACAAAGCAGGUGUGUGUGUGUGUGAGUGAGAGAGAGCCUCUGUACCCCAGGGGCUAGAGUGUGAGUGUGUGUGUGUGUGUGUGUGUGUGUGUGUGUGUGUGUGUGUGUGUGUGUGUGUGUCAGAGCCUCUGUACCCCAGGGGCUAGACUCUCUUAGCUUUAUGUCAUUACCACAAACCCUUUUAGUCUUUCUCUCUUUUCAUGCAGUGCGUUUUCCCGUUGAAGACCCAGCUUUGAGAGUAUUGCAGUGAGCGAUUAGGCAGACAGUGUUAUGAAUCUGUCACAGAUCUUUGAUCAAAGUCUGUGAGCUUACCGCUUUAUUGCCAGAGGUCGCCGGGGGGGUCGUAGGUGAGGAAACUCUGAGGAAAGAGGAGUUCCCUCAGGGGAGAACAACUCUCGCCUGUCCUCUCAGCUGCCACACAGAGUCCUCUGUGCAGGGCUGGCGCGAGUCAGUCAGGUUCAGGUGAAUGAGUAAAUACGAACAAGCCAUAAAACAAGAUACAUGAAGUCAGGAAGCGUGGCGACCAAAGCAGAGCUCCACAAGGGGCUGUGAGAGUGAGAACAAGUAUCUAAAGCAUAAAGUGAGAAGUACUAGUGAAGGUUUCACUAUUCCUUGACAGACAAAUUAUUUGGCUAAUGUGAUUUAGCUAAUGUGGCUAGGUGACAUUGUAAGGUUGGUGUUUGCAAGAUGUUGAAUUCACGAUGUCAAGAAUGUAGCACAGCAGAGAUACAUGCAGGGGAGUCAGUGGGCCUGGAACAGGCGUACCGACAGCGCAGACGCCCACAGCCAGGUCCUACAGACCAGGCCAGCAGCCAGGAUGUCAUGACGUUGGAUUAACUCUUCAAUCAUCUGCCAGGAUUUAUAAAAUUCCACACUGAAUCUGGAAUCGGCAUCGCCGAGACUCUCGGCAACAGGAGUUUUGGUUCAAGCACGAUGUCGUGCUAGUAGGUUACCCAGUGCUGCGUACAAGCGGACCUGCUCCUCUAAAUCCAUGCUGGCCCCUACACUAUGUAGUUCUCAGUACAAGAACCAACUUUCACACUUCUGAAUGUGUAAACCCCGUGGAUUUUUACAUGGGGCUAUUUAGAUUGCAUUUUUGUAGACUCUUGAUACUGAGAUUAAUUCUCAAUAUGAUACUUGUUUGAAUUGUUGAUUGAAUUGCUUAGUUUUUGUACAGUAACCAAAAGAUGUUAGUUGGCUGAAUACUUCACGUUGCAAAAAAUUAGAACUAUCGGAUUUUUUGAUGCCGUGCUGAUAUUUAGCUGAACUCAGCCGUAUUGGCGGGCCUGCGUGCAUAACGCAGUGCCUCUAGCACAGUGGCUAGCAAUGCAGGGCUACAGUGGGGUCCUCGUUACCCCGGAAACGUCACUGGGCUUUUACUAUGCAAGGUUAGAAAUGUCAGUAUAGAGCACUGCGAUGCUGGAAACAUGCAUCAUUCCUGUGAUGGAAGACACACGCAUAUGCUGCGAGCUCACACACGUGCGCGCGCACACACGCACUCUCUCUGUGCCAUGGUGUGGUUUGCACUCGGUUAAAAUCAUGAGACUGUUUAACAUGUUCUUCCUAUUAAGAUUGGGGUAAAUCAAGACACUGAUCCCGGAACUGUGGGUGGUGUGACCGGCAGGGCAGUAAGACAGUGGAUGGAUGCUUUGACAAUUGAAGUGAGAAGUGAUUUAAGCUUAGAGCUGAGAUCCAAGGCCUUCAUUCCCAAAACAUCUCACUACAGAAGUGCUGCUCUGGACUUUUUUGUUGUUGUUUUUUAAACUCAAGGUGGUGUGCAAAGAAAUAGUUUUAAUUCCCAGCAGUGCCGAAUCCUGUGCCGGCAUCCAGAUCUGAUGCAGCAUCCCACGAUAGAAUGAGGCGGAGGGGACCCUGCUCAGUUCAAACCUCCACUGCUGUCCAGUAACAUUGAAAACAGAGAAUGGGUUCGGUUGCAGUGGCAUUCUAAACCCAGGUGAUGCCAGCCGAUGCCUCGACACCUGAUGUUCCGUCCCGUCUUCUGGAAACGUGCUGGGAGAACGCAGGUCCAGAUGUGUUGCUGUUGCGCUUCUUGACUCGCACUCCUGCACCAGUGUAUGACUGUAAUGGGCGAGCAUGUGUGUAGGAACAAGCAGACCUGUGUUUGAUUCCUGGGAAAAGGAAGGUAUAAAACUGAACUUCAAAUUGCUGUCUGCAAUAAAUAUGAAUCAUGCUGGUCUUACCAA